UGGUGGGGUCACCCCUGAUACAGACACACGCUCGAAAACCAUGACAGCCCGAGGGACCCCCAGCCGCUUCCUGCAGAGUGUUCUGCGCAAUGGGGUGGGCAGGUACGUGUGCCAGCUGAAGAGACUCACCCUUACCUUCAGCAAGGACGCCCAGCCCUCCCGAGGAGCCAGGGAAUUUAUUGAAGAAAAGGUCAUUGAUUUUGCCAAGCAGAACCCCAGCGUUGUUCUGUAUGUGAAUCCCAAGCCAUGCAGAGUCCCCAAACUGGUGGGGGAAUACUUGAAUGGGACUGUCAAAGAAGAAGCCAUUAACAGCAAAACUGCAGAGCAAAUAGCACAAUUGGUUCAGAAGAUGGCCGACCAGUCAGGUCUGGAAAUCAUCCGUAUCAGGAAGCCUCAACACACAGACAACCCUAGCAUUCAGGGACAAUGGCAUCCUUUCACCAACAAACCAUCUUCUAUCAACAUGCAAGUGUUUGAUGCUUUCAGCCAACAGACCAAAUCCCAACCAUAAAUAUUGUCUUGUCUAUCUCUCUGGUCUAGAA
Messenger RNA from Nanorana parkeri, 542 nucleotides. RefSeq names its product mitochondrial ribosomal protein L43 (gene MRPL43). Gene Ontology annotation, cellular component: mitochondrial large ribosomal subunit. The record is from RefSeq and is a predicted model, not a curated record. Gene Ontology annotation, molecular function: structural constituent of ribosome. NCBI's taxonomy places the organism in Eukaryota, Metazoa, Chordata, Amphibia, Anura, Dicroglossidae. The coding region runs from base 41 to 511 and encodes 156 amino acids. The transcript has 3 exons. Gene Ontology annotation, biological process: mitochondrial translation.